Molecule: messenger RNA, 4296 nt
Organism: Dicrocoelium dendriticum
Lineage: Eukaryota; Metazoa; Platyhelminthes; Trematoda; Plagiorchiida; Dicrocoeliidae
Source: the annotation of a GenBank genome assembly
AUGGGCAUUUUGCUCGAACUUGCGCAGAUAUUUCUAAUGGAAAUAAUUAUAGUGGCUCCAUAUGUUUCGGCAUUCACAAAUAAUACGAGUCACCAAAUGAACGGCAUGGCACAUAAUCCGCAGCACUCACACAGAGUUGACCUGACAUAUCCUGUGGAUGCGAAUCCAAAUGUACCACGACUAGUUCAGUCUAUAAAAGAUGCACCGUUUGAUCCAUUCACGGUGGAGCUCAUCACCACUGUACUUCAUCGGAUGACCAACAUGUCCACGGACAAUGUAAAUAGCACCACGUCUCUCCGACGGCAGCGCCGAAACAUACACCAAAAUCUCGUUCGUGUAAAAUUGCAAGCUUUUAUCUUCGAGGUGCAGAUGAAACGGUUGGAUCCAAGCAACAACGCUGCAACACACUUACGACAAGUGAUGCAUCCGUUCUCCCACAUGCCUCUUGAUCCGCAGUACACAGAAAAAAUUAUAACAGCAUACAAUCCGUUAGUGAUGCAAGAUGAAGUAUGCAAAGAAUUUGAAGACCUCCGGACGGACAAACACGUAGCGAAUACCUUUUUUAUCAUCAACGACGUUGGCACUUUUGUUCCUCGCCCACUACAUGAUCGACUGCAUCGACUAUUGUUUCAGAUUACAUCGGCCUUGGGAAUACCCACCAUCACAUGGCUGCCAAACAGAGUCGGUCAGUUCGAACUCGAUGACUCGCAGCUGGCAAUCCGUUUGGAACCACUCGCAUGGCACGUCUCCUACGCUCUAGUGGACUUCAUGUACGCAUACAACUGGAAUAUGAUUAUUCUGGUCUAUAACACAAUGGUAUCCGGCUCCAGUACCCUGGUAGAACAGAUGCGCGAACGUCAGGCUGAACACAGUGUCCCCGACAACCCAAAAUACUUCCCAUUUGAGAUCACUCACGAACUGGAGUUUACUGGUUUGAAUGCCACUGGUUACAAUUUAUGCAUCAAACCGUACGAACGGAUUCUUCGGCCAUGUAUGUGGCCUAUGGUGAAUAUUUUACAUCAAAUAUGGCUGGCUGACGCCAGAAUUGUGAUUUUCAACGGAGAUUUUUAUGAUUUGAACACGCUACUUUACAUUGCCGACAGUCUUAGGAACACCCAAUAUGAGUAUCUGAAUGAGUUAUUCGACAAAAGAUAUGUCUGGAUCUUUACUCCAUCUACCAUGAGUUCGCUGACGGUUGCUGACAGUCAAGAAAAUGUGUCCGUGGAUAAUCAGGUUUUGAAGGAAUCUACUAUGUUUCGUAGGAUUCCCGGGAUGUUUGGUUUGAUUUGUUUGAACGAUCUGGAGAGACGAAGAAAGUCCGCAGAGCUGGCUCGUGAGGUGUGGCAAAAAUCCAUGAUUGAACUGACCUAUCAGCUAACCACAAUUUAUCCCCCUGAGACCCAAAUCCAGUUGGAUUCAAUUACACCGGCCACCUUGGCAUACUUUGGACAGGUGUUAUCAAAGCUUCGACCAGAAAAGCUAUGUCAGGAUUCUGAACAUUUAACCUGGCAAUGGGGACGAAGAAUGUAUGACAUUAUGCGUUCUCUGGCCUUCACAUUUCGAGGCGAGCCAAUCAGUUUUAUGCCAAACGGAGGUCUCAAUGUCUCAACAAUGUAUGUUUACAACUCAAGAACAACUUCCGGUAGAAUGGAUUGGCAUAAAGUUGGCACAUGGUCAAUGAGCAGCAGAUGGGGUAAGUUCAGAUCGCGCCUCCGGAUCGAUGGCGUCACGUGGCCCGGUGGAGCUAAUUCACCGCCGAAAGGCCGGCCUAACAAGUUCAAGCUGCGUGUUGUCACAAUCAAAGAAAGACCAUUUGUGAUUUACCACAGGCUUGGAGAAGACGGAGCAUGCGACGCCAAUUCCUUGCCUUGCAAACUUCGACCUGUAUCUAUUGCUGACCUGGACGCGCCUAUCAAAGGCAGUUAUGCAAAGUUAUCCUCCGGACUGUCCGCCAAACAAACUACUGGAAUACGUCACACUGGCUUCGAUAAUCUUAGCCGUUCAUCGGCCAUCAAUAACUUCACAGAUUAUGUAAACGGUUGCUGUGCUGGACUUACCAUGGAUUUACUGAUGGAAUUAAUGAAAGACUUGAAUUUCGAAGCUGAUCUAUUUGAAGUGCCGGAUGGAUUGUGGGGAGCCUGGACGCCCGACGGAUGGAACGGAAUUAUCCGUACUCUAAUGGAUAACGAAGCUGAUAUGGCUAUUACCUCUCUAAAGAUAACCCCGAACCGGUCGCAGCAAGUAGAGUUUAGCGUACCGUUUUUGGAGACCGGCAUAGCAGUCACGGUGGCUUUACGAGAGGGAGCCAUCUCGCCGACUGCAUUUUUGAAACCAUAUGAUUAUCAGGCUUGGUGCCUCAUCCUCCUGUUCAGUGUACAUGCUAGCGGGGCAGCGUUAUUCCUUUUUGAGUGGCUCAGUCCAAAUGGCCUUAAUCGCGGAAGAAACGCGGAACACCGGUUCACAUUCUUUCGGUCCCUGUGGUUGAUCUGGUCGAUGCUGUUCGGCGCGGCAGUAAACGCUGAUAACCCACGUGGAGUGGCCUCCCGAUUUCUAGCAAACAUCUGGGCGUUGUUCGCUCUCGUAUUCCUGGCAUCAUACACGGCGAAUUUGGCCGCUUUCAUGAUAGCCAAAGAAGAUUACUACGAUUUAAGUGGGAUGAAUGAUUGGAGACUGCAACAGCCUUGGAAUGUCAAACCACCGUUUCGAUUUGCCACGAUACCAAGUGGUGCAACCGAAGAGAAUAUAAAAAUCAACUUUCCAGAAAUGAGCACUUAUAUCCAAAAGUUUAACCGAUCUACAGUGGAGGAGGGCCUUAAGGCUUUGAAAGCCGGUGAACUGGAUGCUUUCAUAUACGAUGCAAAUGUGCUCGAUUAUUGGGCUUCCAAAGAUGAAGGAUGUAAGCUCAGGAUUGUUGGCAAUUUGUACGCUAUGACUGGAUACGGAAUUGGAUUUGCUAAAGGAAGUCGUUGGUUGGAGAAAGUGAAUUCUAGGAUUUUGGAUUAUCAGAAAAAUGGUAAAUUGCAAAGAUGGAAAAAGUUCUGGCAAACAGGAUCUUGUCGGAAGGAUUCAGCGCUUGGGAAUACCAACAAAACUCUCGGCGUCAAGAAUUUUAUCAGUGCAUUUAUUCUCCUAUUGUGUGGAAUAUUCAUAUGCAGUCUACUUUUGGCACUUGAGUACUUAGUCUGCAGAUAUGUGCCGCCCAAGUACAGGCGUCUGAUUGGGACAACAUGGUGCACUACGGAAGUGAGGGUAAACCAGUUUGAUCCCACUGAUGAAAGGAAGCAAUUCAGCGUUCGUCAUUGUGAACAAACCAUGAACGGAAAUGAAUUGCAGUCAGCAAUAGAUCACGUGAGCGACUUCCAUAAGUGCGACAAUCCCCAGUGUCACAAACAACUGGUAGAAUUGAGGAGACAGAUUGACCAAUUACGGGAGAAAAUGGCACAACUACGGACCGGCAUGUCUAAUCACGAACAGAAUAAACCAUGGACAGCAGUGGACCCCAGUCUUCCAGCAAUAAAGAAAAGGACAGGAGUACGAAAGCUGCCCUGUGAAUUGGUAGAUGAUGUGCGCUUGACAGUCAAUCACUCGUCGAGUAUUCAAGCAGCCAAUGAAAAAAGAAAACAAAGGAGCACAUCAGAGCAGAGGAAAUUAUGGGAUAUAUAUUCCAAAGUCGCAGUCAUCCCCAUUGAGCCAAAUACGAUCGUCCAUAAAGGAGGUACUGAGAAGCAAGGGAGCGAAAAUCCUGAUGAGACAUGCACAAUUAUUCUGCCAAAGUUAGCAUCUUCACCUAGCAGCAGAAGAAGAAGAAAUAUCUUGCAUUAUGAACACGUGGCAACGUCCAAACACAGUGAUAGUUCAAACGACAUGCGAUUAUCUUUGGACAAAGAAAGACAGCGAACGGAAUUGCUGGUGAGCCAAAUUGACACCAAUCACUCAGCCUCCUUAGCAGUGACACAGAAUGGAAUUGACACAUUACUUGGAGAUGUUUGUCAGCAUAAACGUGGGGUCCACGUCUCUCACAUGGAAAAGCUAUUACCCGUAAAACAGGCUCAAUUUUCCGGGAACGAUUGUGGUGAAUUAGAAUUUUUACGUCCUAGAUUCUUAAAUAAUCAACCCUGUGGAUUGCGAAGCGCUAGAACUGAUCCCAAAAUGUUGAAAACUCUAAGGCCUGAAAGCGGCUGCUGUACUACACAAGAAAUACAUCCACCCAAUACGUGGGACAAAAGCGGAAAAGUCAAGACGGAGCGAACUAUUUCAAGCACCCAGUUACCCUUUGAGAAAGAAUCUGUUUUGUAA